Messenger RNA from Thamnophis sirtalis, 424 nucleotides. The record is from RefSeq and is a predicted model, not a curated record. Lineage: Eukaryota; Metazoa; Chordata; Lepidosauria; Squamata; Natricidae.
AGCCAAGAUGGCGGCGAUCGGCAUCCACUUGGGGAGCAGCUGCGCCUGCGCGGCCGUUUAUAAGGAUGGCCGUGCAGAUGUUGUGGCAAAUGAUGCUGGGGACCGAGUAACUCCUGCUGUUGUUGCCUUUUCUGAAAAGGAAGAGGUCGUUGGUCUGGCAGCAAAACAAAACUGGGUGAGAAAUCUCUCAAAUACUGUAGUGAAAGUGAAACAGAUUCUUGGAAGAAGGUAUGUAAUUCCUUAAAAUGCUACAAAAUAUGCUUUUAAAGCUUUCUGUGUACUCCAUUAGUGUGCGUCUGAAUAAAUUGCUUCCUUUUAAAAUGUAAUUAUUAACUGGUCUGAUUUGGCUGUACUUGUAAACUCAACUCCCAGCGCUGGUAAAGGUUCCUCUUGCACAUCUGUGCUAGUCGUUCCCGACUCCAGG